Molecule: messenger RNA, 1152 nt
Organism: Lachancea lanzarotensis
Lineage: Eukaryota; Fungi; Ascomycota; Saccharomycetes; Saccharomycetales; Saccharomycetaceae
Gene: BUR2
Product: LALA0S04e05490g1_1
Exons: 1
Coding region: 1-1152 (383 amino acids)
Biological process (GO): positive regulation of DNA-templated transcription, elongation; regulation of transcription by RNA polymerase II
Cellular component (GO): nucleus; cyclin/CDK positive transcription elongation factor complex
Molecular function (GO): cyclin-dependent protein serine/threonine kinase activator activity
Source: RefSeq, a predicted model, not a curated record
AUGUCCCAAGUUGUUGCAAAAUCACCUGCUACAACUGCAGAGGGCUUUAAUGCCCGUCUCUUGUGGCCGGAUAUGAUCAGAACACCGCAUAAUAAAUGGGUUUAUACGUGCAGAGAAAUCGUCGACCGGCUGGGAAGCGAUCCCCAUUUGGCCACAGAGAUGAAACGGAGAAUGGAAAAGUGCCUGAUGUACUUUUAUGUUAUGAAAAAGCAGUUAAAGCUCUUUGACCAUACAUAUACAGCGGCUUGCAUUCUCUUUUUCAGAUACUGGUAUGUCUACGGACUGCCGCCAAAUUCAAUCGAAUGCAUUCACUUAUCACAAGCAUUACUUGCGACCGCUUGCAAGACGGUGGAGAACAACAGGCCUAUCGAUGUUUACGUCAAAGCAACUGGUGAAUUUCUACUAAAAGACAUCCCCACUGCCCGCAGCGGACAAAACCUGGAGAAACUCAAAUGGGAGCUCCGAGAUAAGCUUGUAGCGUACGAAAAACAAAUACUGUGUCAACUGGGAUUUGAUCUUAAUUUGAAUAAUCCGAAAGAACUCAUCGAAGAGAUCUUCAGCGGAUUUUUCCGUUAUAACAGAGACUUUGACUUGGACGAGCAUUUCAAAGUAACUCUUCCGGGAAUUAUCCAAGAAGCAAGGAAUUUCAUCAUUCAAGCUGGCACCCAGCCUGUAUCGCUACUUUGCGAUGGCUUUACCUUUACGGCACUGUCACUGGUGUUUUGUGGGUUACAGUUCAAGAAUAACAGCAAUCCAUCCUUCAAAUUUCCAAAGAACUUCUUUUCUCAACGAUUUCCUAUCAAAGCAAGUCCGCAGCUUUUCGUGGAUCUAUUGUCCGAUUAUAGAGUGUUGGAGCAGAACUUUUUCGAUCUUAAAAGUAAUAAAGGAGAAAAGCUUCGAGUGACGCUAGAUGUGAUGAACGAUCUUAUUGAUGAAGACGAAAGUGUCACUCAGUCUGAUCGGGAAAGUGACAGUGUCUUUGUAUAUGAGGACAUUAAGGACGGAAUUGUACGGGAUGACUUACUCAAAAGUAUAGAAACACGCGUCAAAGAUCUCUCAGCAAGAGUAAUAGCCCAAAGUGAAGCGAACUCAAAGCGAGGGCCAGUUGAAGCAGAUCAUGCUGAAAAUGUUGCCAAAAGAAGAAAACAGUAA